UUUUCUAUUUCGUGCGUGACGGUCGCGAGACUGUGCCGCUGCUCUGUGGUUUGUGUGUUUUAAAUAAAAUAAAUCAUAUGUGUGUAUAUAUUUGAGAAUUUUAAAACGCAAGAAACUUAAUUGACGCAGAGUGGCAUAAGAUUGGGCGCGACGUAAUUAAAUGCAAUAACAACAACAACAGCAUCAAAAUUCAACGCGUCGCGCAACAGAAGCGAAACAACACAAAAGAGAAAUAGUACAAAGAAAUUUGUCUUCCUGCUUUUGGCCGCCGCCGCCGCCGAAGAAGAGUGCGCAAAAAAAGGAAAAAUGCAACAAAAUACGGAAGCAGAGCAAUAAAAACGCACAGGCAGUGAAAAUUCUCUAUUGAAGCAACGGCAGAAAAUUUACAAAAAAAAAGAAGAAAAAUCAACUUUUUUUGGCUGUUGCUUUUCCAAAAAAAAAAUAAGUUUCUAGGGGGAGCGUUGAAAUUUAUAAUUUAUGCAAAACUGUGUGCGAAGACAGCAAACCACAACAACAACAAUAAAAGGAACAACAACACACUCAGAAAAUGGAUCACAAAUUCAUCGUAUUUAAUGCUGCACGCGAUAACAACCUGCCACAAUUGAAGGCCGCGCUGUAUAACAAAAGUGCCCCAGAGAUGGCGACACUCAUAUCCUCAAAGGUGAAUGGAGCCACACCGCUGGUGAUCGCUUGCCGCAAUGGACACUACGAUAUUGUGGAAUAUUUAUUGACAAAGUGCCGUGCGAAUGUGGAACAGGUUGGCUCAAUAAGCUUCGACGGCGAACCCAUUGAGGAUGCGCCCCCUCUGUGGUGUGCCGCAGCCGCAGGACAUCUGGGCAUUGUGAAGAUGCUCGUGCGUCGCUCCGCCAAUGUGAAUAGCACAACGCGCACGAACUCGACACCGCUGCGUGCCGCCUGCUUCGAUGGCCACUAUGAGAUAGUCAAGUAUUUGGUGCAUCAUGGCGCGGACUUUGAGGUGGCCAAUCGACAUGGACACACCUGCCUGAUGAUUGCCUGCUACAAGGGACACUAUCGAAUUGCCCAAUAUCUGCUCUCGUUGAAUGCCGACGUCAAUCGGUGCAGCAUCAAGGGCAACACAGCGUUGCACGAUUCCGCGGAAUCGGGUUCGCUGCAAAUAUUGCAAUUGCUGUUGAAACAUGGCGCCACCAUGGAUGUGGACUAUUAUGGCAUGACGCCGUUGUUGGCAGCAAGUGUCACGGGACAUAUGCCCAUCGUGGAGCAUCUGAUAACGUUGCCGUGCGUGAGUCGAGUGGCUCGAAUCGAUGCCCUCGAGCUGCUGGGCGCAACAUAUGUGGAUAAGAAACGUGAUAUGGCCGUGGCAUUGACGCUGUGGCGACGUGCGCUCGAGGAGCGUGCACAGACACCGAGAAUCUAUAAGAAACUGCAGGAGCCGGUGCCGGCCUAUGAGCUGGUCACCGAGGUGACAACCAUUGAGGAGUUGGAAGAGCUAGUACUCGAUCCGGAUGAGAUGCGCAUGCAGGCGCUUGUCAUCAGACAGCGCAUUUUAGGACCAACGCAUCCGGACACCAGCUACUACAUUCGUUUCCGGGGUGCCCAUUAUGCUGACGCUGGCCGUUUUGAUCGCUGCAUCGAGCUCUGGUCAUAUGCCUUGACUAUGCAACAGAAAAUAUUGCAGCCACUUAGCCCCAUGACACAAUCCUCAUUGCUCUCGUUUGCCGAGCUCUUCAGUUUCAUGCUGGUCGAGGCGGGUCGCCUGCUGCCGCGUGGCCGCAUUGUGCCACCCAUUGAGGCGGACGGCAUGCUGACCAUCUUUCACAAGGCCGUGCUGGAGGUGGAGCGCGGUCAGGCCUUUACGCUGCAACAUCAGCAGCUGGAGUCCAUGUCCAAUGCCGGCAGUAAACCGCUUAUGCAAUCACCCUCAUCCUCAUCGAACUCCUCCAGCUCUAGCUCCAGCUCCUCCGCAUCAUCAUCUUCAUCAUCAUCAUCGUCGUCGUCGACAACGCUGUUGUCGGUGCAUCAGCAUGAUUGCAAUCAUGAUCCCAAUGCGUUGAGUCGCACAUUGGUUAGUGCUUUGCAUAUUGGCUGCCUGCUCAGUUCGCUGCUCGACUCCGAGUCCUUCUGUCCGGACAUGCGGCGUCAGGUGAUGGACGCACUGUUCCGCCUCAAUCGUCUCAAGGUGCACGUACGCUCCGGCCGCACAGCUCUGCACUAUGCCUGCUAUCGUGAGGGCACUUUGGUUGGUCGCUAUCCUUCAUGUCAGUUCCCAUCGGCAUCGUUGGCCAAGGCGCUGCUCGAGGUGGGCGCCGAUCCCAAUGAGGUGGACGAUGCGGGCAAUACACCGCUGCAUCUGGCUGCCACCUUGGAUCCCUAUGUGGAGCCUUUGGCGCACACGCUGCUCGAAAAUGGAGCGCAUCUGGAUACGAAAAACGAUGCUGGCGAAACGUUCGAAUCGCUGUUGGCGCCGACGCUGCUGCACAAAAUCAUCGAUCCCAUGAAGUACACAUCGCUGGCUUGUCUGGCGGCGCGCACCAUUAAAAAGCAUGGCAUCAAGUAUGAGGAGACUGUGCCGGCGGCACUCUAUGAGUUCAUUGAGUUGCACUAAUCGUGUGUGCUGUUUGCUGCCUUCUGAGAAUCGAUGCGAGCGAUGCGAGCGCUAGAUAAAGAUAGAGAUGAGGACGAAGAACGGAGGACACAGAGAAAGGGAUCAGAUCAGACGACAAGACAGACAGGAAACAGUUUGUGUGUGUAUUGACUCUCUCCCGCCACGCCACGCCACGCCACGCCUCUCUCUCACUCACAAACACUCAAUGACACUCACUGAAAACUCACUCAGAAAACGAAACGACAACACACUCACCCGCCCGCCAUCGAAGCCAUGGAUAGCCACGUGGAUUAGACAUAAUAAUGAUAAUAUAAUACCUACUAUACAACUACAAUUAUAAACUACAACUACUAUUACUUAUAAACAACAUUAACAACAACAACAAAAUAUGUAGGAGCUAGAGCUAGAGCAGCUGAUGGAAGAUGGAAGAUGAGAGGAGAGCGUUACUAAGGACUAGGAACUGAUUUGUGAUGUUUGCAAGCGAAGUGCCCAAUCCUGGUGCAGUCCAAUUUUGGCAUUUUUUUGUUGGGCGUUAUCAGGAUUGAUAUCUGAAGAUCUGACCGAUCGAUCAACACAAUCAUGAUGGAUCGAUCAAUGACCCUCGACGGUGUCAAUGCAAUCGACAACGACGAAACUCUACUAACAACAAAAAGAAAACAACAACAUUUAACGACGACGACAACAACAACAACAAGAUGAACGACAACAACAAUUUGAAUAAUGCUGUUAACUAUUUUGCUUGCAAAAUGUGUUUUAUUGUGUUCUUGCUACUCUUUUUGUUUUUGUAUGUAUAAAUUAUGACUUUAAUAUUAUGUAUACGCCAUGUAUGGCGCUUGUCGGUCAGCUGAAAAACAAUUGCGUACGCCUUCUUUUUUAAGGGGCGCCUGCAUUAAAGUCCUCAUUAGCUGCACCGACCACGCCCCACGCGGCCCCUUGUUAUGCGUAUUUUAGUGUGUACUACAAACAAAACAAAUACAAAAACAAAAAUAAUGAAAACCAAGAAAAACCCCUCCUAACUGAUCCGUUUUGCCAGAGCAAUUAAAAGCGCGAACAGAGUUUGGAAUAAAAAC
Messenger RNA from Drosophila sulfurigaster albostrigata, 3654 nucleotides. Its product is annotated as protein fem-1 homolog CG6966. Gene Ontology annotation, molecular function: protein binding. The record is from RefSeq and is a predicted model, not a curated record. Lineage: Eukaryota; Metazoa; Arthropoda; Insecta; Diptera; Drosophilidae. Bases 548 to 2584 code for a protein of 678 amino acids. The transcript has 6 exons.